GACAGAAAACCGUAUACCUAUUUCCUAAUCUAAGGGGCAGUGCAUUUGCUUCCCAGAUGGACACCUACACCAAAACAGGGAAGGUUUACCUCCAACCAUACAAAACUGGCAAAAACUGGAAGACAGUGUUGUUGUCUCUGUUUGCCUCCAGCAGUAGAGAAGUGGGUCGACUGGAGAUCCAGAAUAUAGGAGGUGGUGGUGCAGAAGUGAAUCAUGGCACUGCAGUCAGGAUACACCACCAGCCUCCGGGGAAAAAAAAGCUGAAGGUGGUUCAACUGUCCAAGCUGAUCAGUGUUGUCAGACUGCCUUCAAACGCUGAGGCCUGCCCGAUGGAGAACAUGUCAGCAUUUUGUGUGGAAACACAGGACAGAACAUUGGUGUUUGCUGCACUCAAAGACGACUGUGUGGACUGGGUAAAAAAACUGUGUCACAGCAUGUUUAAGGGAGUAGGUCCCUCAGGCUCAAAUCAGCAUCAUUUGGAGGAGAACCAGAUAUAUGCCUCAUCAGAUGAAGAAUUCUGGGUUAUAGUUCAGAGGACGGAUGCAGCAACAAGUUGUGGUCUACAGGGGUUUGCCUGGCUGCAGGUGGGACAGGAGGCACUUCAGCUGAGAGAAACACAGAGAAAGAAACUUGUCAUGGAGUGGCCUUAUGAACUGCUGAGAAGAUAUGGAAAAGAUAAGCUGACUUUAACCAUUGAAGCAGGGAGACGCUGUGACUCUGGUCCUGGAACAUUCACAUUCGAGACACCUCAGGCUGAGAAUAUAUUUUUCCUGAUCCAGAGCACCAUCAACCGAAAGACUUUAGCUAUUACAACAGGUAGCCAAAAUCAAGAGGGGAAGAAAUUUAUCGCAACAUAUAAACAGACCAAUUGCCCUAUCCCCAAAAUACCUGAUAUGAUCGGUAUGGCUAUUGUGGAGAGGGACCUGAGGACAGAGGAGGGGAAAUGUGGAGCUCCAGAAGAGAGUGCUUGUAUUCAAGGAGAACUGGUUUCACAAUCAGAAUGUGGAUCAGCACAGCCAGCUCCUAUCACCCUCAUGUCUCUGCCAUUGGUUCCCACAAAUGACAGCCUCUUUGGAGGUCAUCAACGUUGCCAAUCAGACCCUGUAUAUGCUGACCCAGCAGAAUGCAUUCAGUCUGUAUCAAAACUACAACUGUCCUUGGCUCUGUAUGUGGACCCUGCAGUUGUUCUUCCACUCAAACCCCCCACUUCAAGAGCAACUGUUGCUCCCCUUCCUGGCUCCUCAAUGUCACAUACUUGCUUUGACAUGGAUUACCCAGAUUCAGUCUACUCAGAGGUUUAUGACAGAGUUGCUCCAGUCCAAAUUAAACAUCUCAUCACCCAGAGCAGAGAAAAAACUAAGUGUUUUACAGAUGAUGACCCCAUUUAUACUGAGCCUGUGAAUGAGAAGGAGAAGAUCUUCCAUAAUACUGAAAACACACAUGACCCAUUUGCCCACCUGUAUGCUCAAGUAUGCAAGUCAACUUGUCCCUCAACAUCCUCUAACACCACCCCUCCCUGCUCUGCUCCCUCUUAUUCUGUUACUGGCAACACAUCAGAAACAUAUGACAUGGACCUGGCACUUGAUGAUGUCAUAAUUUAGGUAAUCAUUUUCCAGUGGUGGGAAGUAACAGUACAGUACUUAAGUAGAUUUUUCAAAUAUCUGUACUUUACUUGAGUAUUUAUUUUGCUGACGACUUUUUACUUUUACUCGAUACAUUUGAACACAAAUGUCGGUACUUUCUACUUCUUAUAUUCUCAAAACUGGCUCGUAACCUGAGCAGCAGAAGUUGGCACAACGCGCGCCUUUAUGCACGGCUAACCUCUAUCUCACUCAUUCGCCUGCCCACUGCCUCGGGAGAUGCGCAGGCUCGGCGGUGUUUGCCGUCGGGGGGCAGCGCAAGACCCUAAGCAUCCGGAGGUUGGUCGGGCUGCCUUGGUCGACCGGGGUCGAGAAGGCCAUCCCGGUAAUGAUCCCUCUGCAGGUUCCCCUUCAGAAACUUUGUCACGAGUUUUACUUCCUUUAGAUCAGUGGUUCUCAAAUGGGGGUACUUGAAGGUACUCCAGGGGGGUACGUGAGAUUUUUUUUAAAUAUAUUUCAAAUUAGCAUCCAUUCAAAAAUCCUUUAAAAUUUGUUAUUUAAUUAAUAUUCAAUAAAAUAUAAGUUUAAGUUCAUGAACUGAAUUUUAUAUUCAGUAGGCUAUUCAAUUUCAUUAACCUAAAAACCCAGAGUCUCCCCCACACGCCACCUCUCUUCACCUGUCAUCACUGCAGUGCCGCCUUGAAAACUCUGGAGUUUGGGUUGAAGCGAAGCAGCAAUGCCGCUGAAACACGGAGGGACAAUUGCCAAAGAAGGGGAGACCAGAGCCAGCUAAAUUCCGUCAGUAUUCACAAGAAGGUCGAGACUUUAACUGAUGUUUUCAGGUUUAUUUGAAACUUCCCUAAACCACACCGUGAGAGCUUGUGCCUCUUUGGAGGGGCGCUAAAUCACACUUUUCCGUUGUGAAGUUACAAAUUCAUAACAGGAACUCUGCGUCUCUACCGGAACACUUUCAAAAUAAAAGCAUUUGAUAAAAAAACGGAAAUGAAAUUGUCUGACCUUAAAGCGAGCAAAUAUUUCACAAUAAAAAUAACAGAAAGAUACUUCAACAAUAUUAACAAUUACAUAGUUUGGGUAAUUAACACGUCGUGUUUUUUCUAUGGGGAGACAUUAGCCACAGUGACAUUAAGGCAACACAUCUUCAGCGGUAUCUCCAGACAAAACAUGAAAGUCAUGUUGGUAAACCACCUGAGGUUUUUUUAAAAGGAAGUUUCUGAAUUCAGGUCAUCUCAAGAAACGAUGCGAAAAGCCUCCCCGAAGCAAACAGAAACAAGCUACCUGUCACUUAUCAGGAAAAACUCCUGGAAGUGUCAUCUGACCGUGGCCUCCAGAUGAAGUUUGCCACAUCCACACUCACAAAGUUUUGGGUGUGUGUGAAGCAGGAGCACCCACACCUGGGACGGAAAGCUUUGUAGCAGCUACUACCCUUUGCCUCCACACAUUUAUGUGAGGUCUCCUUCUCUGCAAUGAGUGUGAUCAAAAAAAAGCAAAGAAACAGACUGUGCAAUGAGAAGAGCUUGAUCACAGCAGUUGCUUCCCUGCCACCAAGACUGACAAAGAUCCUCAGUGAAGCAUAAGCACAAGUUUCUCACUAAAAUGUAAAUGCAAAAGCACCCACUCAGCUCAAUGCAACAAUGUAAUCUUAAGUGCUAUCAGUUUGUAAAUUUAAGAUGUUUAAGAAGUGUCUAUAAUAAAGUUCAUGAGUUCAGUUUGAGAACAUCUUUAUUAUGAUCCAAAAAAAGGUCACUUUAAGUUGAUAAAUAUUUUAAUGUGCACAAAUCUUUAUUUAUAAUUGAGAUAAUUAUUUAUUUUAAGUCUUUAGUUAUUUUCAUAUCAUUUUAUUUCCAAAUAGAUCAAGAGAGAGAGAAGUUGUCUAGUUACUAGGUUUAUUAAAAUCAGACACUAAUGGCACAGCACUGUGUAUUGCAUCUUUCUUUCAACCAAAAAUGCUUUGCGCUGGUUAGGAGGUACCUGGCUGAAUUUUUUUUUCAAAGGGGGUACAUCACUGAAAAAAGGUUGAGAACCACUGCUCUAGAUGAUCAAGUUUGAUUGUCCUCUCGGCACUCCGCCUGGGACGUGACCAAAUCUGGCAGGGCCGAUCCGAGGACCUUACCAAACCAUCCAAUGGGUAGUAGCGAUGUGUGUACAAAGGGCAGGGACUUAAUCAACACAAGCACAUUCCCCAUCCAUUUAUUACCUUUGGAAUAAUACAGGGGCUCAUGCAGGAAAUAAGUUCAGUUCAGUCUUUCUUAUUCUGUGUGAAAUUUGGCCUGCAACUAAACUAGACUGUGUCCAGUGAUUUGUAUCUUCUGUGUAGGGCAGAGUGGGGUAAUGUGGGGCAUUUUUUACAUUUGCUCCCCUCGAGGCGAUAAAAUAUACACAUUUCCCAUUAAUUCAGGAUGUUUUAUAGCAAUGGAAAAGAUCAGCAUGUCUUCAGGACAGAGGGCAGUGAAAAUAUGAUUGUUUUUAAAAAAGUGGUCUUGUGUCUCACUUUACCCCGGUUGUAAUAGUUACAAUCCUGACAGCUAGAUUGACAACCACACAUUCCAAAACUAAUAUCGGACUAGUAACAGAAUCAUGGGGAUUGGUCAAUUAAGCACAUUUAUGAUUAUUAUGAUUCAUGUGAUCUCUUGCACACCCUAGCUUACCUGCACAUUCUUUCUCUGUCCAAUUGGCACGGACAGGGAUAUUGUUUUUCUCUGCGUAUUCAAAUGCCAGUUCACUUAAUAUAACACUUACAUAUGUUUAAGACUAAACUUAACUUAUGCUUCAUGGUGCACAGCAUUUGUCCCACUUUACCCCACAGCCACCGUUUUAGAAAAAACAACAUCUCUUAGCAAUUCAGGCUAAUCUUCAGCUAGCAUCAAUCACAUGGUUUUAUAUGUUGGAAGUUCACCAACAUGUGUGAUAUAAGUUUUUCUACCUGAUUCAAUUUGUUUUGACACAACAGUUGAUUAAGUUCAAAGCAAGAAAAUUUACUUUUACAUGCAAAAAACAUGCUUUCCACAGCACCAGCACCAAAUUCUCCUUCAUGGCGAGGGGGGGAUGGGAGGGGCUUGAACACAUAAUGGUCAAAUGACCACUAAUGUGUUCCGUUGCCUAGAUACAGGGGGUGUCUCACAUUACCCGAUGUCCCACUUUACCCCGCUCUCCCCUACUAGCACUGUCCAGGUUGUUAACAAAAGAGGAAAACUAUAAUAUUUUGUGUGCCUAGAACUUGUUUGAGUUAUCAUGAGGGGCAUUGUGUAUCAUUCCUGCUACUGAUAAGAAAGUGAAAGGUUCAUGUUUAGUGAAAUUUACAGAAUUUUUGUAGUGUUUAUACUGUGGUCUAUUAGUGUUCUGAGGCACUUGUAUAUUCUGUUGUGUUGGUUCUUUGUUUUCCCUAGAAGUUCAGAUAGACUAGUCCAUUACUAUUUGAACCUCAGCAUCUGUUAUAAUUGAACAGUUGAAAUAAAUCCUGAAGAGAAAAAUG
Messenger RNA from Pleuronectes platessa (European plaice), 5070 nucleotides. Its product is annotated as docking protein 1. Gene Ontology annotation, biological process: positive regulation of MAPK cascade; cell surface receptor protein tyrosine kinase signaling pathway. The transcript has 7 exons. Gene Ontology annotation, cellular component: cytoplasm. The record is from RefSeq and is a predicted model, not a curated record. Bases 57 to 1601 code for a protein of 514 amino acids. Lineage: Eukaryota; Metazoa; Chordata; Actinopteri; Pleuronectiformes; Pleuronectidae.